CAACGUGGUCAAACGGGACGCUCCCGCUGUCCACAAGUCCACACAUGUCAGAUUGUUUAAAGUUUAAAUCAAGUAAUUGAAGAGUGUUUUGCUAUUCAAGAUGAUGCGAUUUGAAGAAGAAGGCGAAACGUUGAAAGACAAAUCUCGUUGUGCAAAUAUUCGCGCGGAUUUAAAAAUGUGUUUGCUUCAAAGUGAUUGUUGCAAAAUUUACAAACAUACUCCCAGAGAAUGCCUUAGGAUACAAGAUGGUACAGUACCUGACGAAUGCUUUGCUUUACGAAAUAUAUUCUUUGAUUGUAAACACUCUAUAAUUGAUGGCAGAAGACGAUUUAGGGGUCCCAAAGGAUAUUAAUAAUUGUCUAAUAAUAUAUAUUUAUGUAUAUAUUUAUAUAUAAUUUGUUACAUAUAAUUACAUACAUAUAACUUUUAAUAAAUAAUUAUAUUUCUUUGGCAUAAUUUAGGGAGAAAUACCUAUAUAAGUAUAAACAGAUAUAAGAAAAUGCUAAUGUAAUUUAUUGAUGAGAAAGGGGGAAUAAACAUAAUAUUAGAAGUAAUUUGUUAUCUGUUAUAUUCGUUGUAUGUACAUGAUUUAAUAAAUUUAUAAUACUUACUAAAGUAGCAAUAUCAACAUCAUACAAUUCAGUGAUUUGUUUAUGUAUUGUAGUACAAUUUUGAAAGAAAUUUUUGUUUUCUUUUAAGAUAAUCCGUGCCAGACUGGACUGAAAAAUACAAUGCUUUGUAUGCAAAAAUAGCAAUUAAGAGCUUACACACACACUCUCUCUCUCUCUCUCUC
Messenger RNA from Camponotus floridanus (Florida carpenter ant), 793 nucleotides. Its product is annotated as cytochrome c oxidase assembly factor 5. Gene Ontology annotation, cellular component: mitochondrion. The record is from RefSeq and is a predicted model, not a curated record. The transcript has 3 exons. The coding region runs from base 101 to 352 and encodes 83 amino acids. NCBI's taxonomy places the organism in Eukaryota, Metazoa, Arthropoda, Insecta, Hymenoptera, Formicidae. Gene Ontology annotation, biological process: mitochondrial respiratory chain complex IV assembly.